AUCCGGAACCAGUUGGUGGAGCAGUUCCGUUGUCUUGAGCAGCAGUCGGAGUCCCGGCUACAGCUUCUGCAGGACCUGCAGGACUUCUUCCGCCGCAAGGCCGAGCUGCAGCUGGAGUACUCCAGAGGCCUGGACAAACUGGCCGAGCGCUUCUCCGCCAAGAUACGCACCUCCAGGGAACAUCAGCACUUUAAGUGAGUAUUGUUGUGUUGUGUGUGUGUGUCUGUCUGUCUGGUAACCCUGUAAUUGUGCUAUUAUCGUAUCAUAGGACUGUAUAAUAAACAACAAUGAUAUAUACUGAACAAAAAUAUAAACGCAACAUGUAAAGUGUUGGUCCCAUGUUUCAUGAGCUGAAAUAAAAGAUCCCAGAAAUUUUCCAUAUGCAGAAAAAGCAUAUUUUUCUCACAUUUUGUGCACAAAUUUGUUUACAUCCCUGUUAGUGAGCAUUUCCUUUGCCAAGAUAAUCCAUACACCUGACAGGUGUGGCAUAUCAAGAAGCUGAUUAAGCAGCAUGAUCAUUACACAGGUGCACCUUGUGCUGGGGACAAUUAAAGGCCACUCUAAAAUGUGCAGUUUUGUCACAUAACACAAUGCCACAGAUGUCUCAAGUUUUAAAGGAGUGCGCAAUUGGCAUGCUGACUGCAGGAAUGUCCAACAGAGCUGUUGCCAGAUCAUUUCAUGUUCAUUUCUCUACCAUAAGCCGCCUCUAACAUCGUUUUCGAGAAUUUGGCAGUAUGUCCAACCGGCCUUACAACCGCAACCACAGCCCAGGACCUCCACAUCCGGCUUCUUCACCUGCGGGAUCGUCUGAGACCAGCCACCCGGACAGCUGAUGAAACUGAGUAGUAUAUCUGUCUGUAAUAAAGCCCUUUUGUGGGGGAAAAACAAAUUCUGAUUGGCUGGGCCUGGCUCCCAAGUGAGUGGGCCUAUGCACACACACACACACACACACAAACACAGAGAGAGAGAGACACACACACACACACACACACACACACACACACAGAGAGACACACAAACACACACACACACACAGAGACAGACACACACACAGAGAGAGAGAGACACACGCGCACACACACACACACACACACACACACACAGUGAGAGCGAGAGAGACACACACAUACACACACACAGAGACACACAGAUAGACAGGCACACACACACACAGAGACACACACACACACACACAGAGACACACACACACACACACACACAGAGACACACACAGACACACACACAUCCUUAUGCACACUUGCUCUUGACUUGACUAUGCAUCUCCUAGCUUCCUCUAUGGUCAAUUGGUUUUAGUGGAAUCUAUAUAGAUGAGAUACAGUGUAGGCUACCAGAGAAUAAAUUGAUCAUUCUCUUUCUCUAUUCUCCUUCUCUAUUCUCCUUCUCUAUUCUCUAUUCUCCUCUCUCGACACCCCACUGUCCCAGUUGCACCAUCCUCACAUGAAAUGGUCAUCAUUAUUUCUGUCUUUCAAAGACGGGAUUCAGAACUCAUUGAGUGCUGCACUCACUUGGCUGCUGGAAUCUCCAUGUUUAAUAAUUCCAUCCAUGCCUCCCUCGCUCCAGAGCUCGCUCGCUCUCUCUCUCUUUUUAUUUCCUCACCCUCAGUGGCCCUCCUUCCCUUUUUAUCAGUUUUGAUCUUUUCAGGUUUUCAUUUCAGUGUCAAACUCAAUAAAAGAAGAGGCACACGACAAACAGAAAAAAGUUAAGUUGCUCAAGAAGAAUGUAUGCAUGGAGAAAAGGGUCAUUAUAAACAGGGUGGUUCGAGCCCUGAAUGCUUAUUGGCUGAAAGCUGUGGUAUAUCAGACCCUAUACCAUGGGUAUGACAAAAUAUAUAUUUUUACUGCUCUAAUUAUGUUUGUAAUCAGUUUAUAAUAGCAAUAAGGCACCCCGGGGGUUUGUGAUAUAUGGUCAAUAUAUCACGGCUAAGGGCUGUGUCCUAGCACUCCGUGUUGAGUCGUCCCUAAGAACAGCCCUUAGCCGUGGUAUAUUGGCCAUAUACCACACCCCCUCGGACCUUAUUGCUUAAUUAUACCAUCUCUAGUUCCGUGCAGUACCAACUGUCCUGUCCUACAGUGCAGAUCACUGCAGUGUUGCUCCCCUACUAGUAGUGGUCUGUUAUCUGCGAUGGACAGCUCAGAGACAGCUUUUACAGUAUAUAACCUCUAUAAGAACUUCUUAGACUCUGUAAUUCUGCCAAGAUAGUUUACUUUUGAUUCAGUGCAGAGCUACUUGCUGGGUCGGGCCCCAAUUGAGUUCCUGGAUCAAUCAUUCACAUCCUCCACCACAGAUAUUAAGCUAUGGGGACAUUUUAUUAAAGGAUGCUGAAUAAAAAGGAAGGAGCUGACGAGAGCCCCAGAGGUGUGGACUGUGGAGUAGCCUACGCUACCUGGAGCAACAUAUUAAAGCUAGUCUCUUUUAACUCUCCAAGCCAGGAACUUCUUUCCUUAUUCUUUUUAUUCUUUGUUUUGACAUCUUUUCCCUUGUCGGGUUGGAAAGAGAGAGAGCCCCCAGAGUGGGAAAGACUUUGAGCAGGGUUGGAAUCAAUUUGAAAUUGAAGGCAGUCAAUUCAGGAAGUUAAAAAAAAAAACGUUUUUUCAAUCACUUCUCCAUAAACUGAAAAGUAAACGCUAUUUUUUAUUUAUGUGUGUAUAUAUAUAUUAUACAGUGCUAUGAAAAAGUAUUUGCCCCCUUUCUAAUUUUCACUACUUUUGCAUAUUUUGUGAUACUGAAUGUUAUCAGAUCUUCAACCAAAACCUAAUAUUAGAUAAAGGGAACAUAAGUGAACAAAUAACACAACAAUUACAUAUUUAUUUCAAAAACUAAGUUAUGCAACACCCAAUUCCCCUGUGUGAAAAGUAAUUGCCCCCUUACACUCAAUAACUGGUUGUGCCACCUUUAGCUGCAAUGACUCCAACCAAAUGCUUCCUGUAGUUGUUGAUCAGUCUCUCACGUCACUGUGGAGGAAUUUUGGCCCACUCUUCCAUGCAGAACUGCUUUAACUCAGUGACGUGUGGGUUUUCAUUUACAUUACAUUUACGUCAUUUAGCAGACACUCUUAUCCAUAGCGACUUACAAAUUGGUGCAUUCACCCUAUAGCCAGUGGGAUAACCACUUUACCAUUUUUUAAAUAUUUUAUUUUAUUGUUUUUAUAUUUUUUAAAUAAUUUUUUCAUAUUGUAUUUUGUUUCUUUAUUUUUUUUAUAUUUUAUAUUUAUUUUUAUUUAUUUUUUUCAUUUUAUUUUAUUUUAUUGGGGGGGGGGGGGGGGGGGGGGGGGGUAGAAGGAUUACUUUAUCCUAUCCCAGGUAUUCCUUAAAGAGGUGGGGUUUCAAAUGUCUCCGGAAGGUGGUGAGUGACUCCGCUGUCCUGGCGUCGUGAGGGAGCUUGUUCCACCAUUGGGGUGCCAGAGCAGCGAACAGUUUUGACUGGGCUGAGCGGGAACUAUGCUUCCGCAGAGGAAGGGGAGCCAGCAGGCCAGAGGUGGAUGAACGCAAUGCCCUCGUUUGGGUGUAGGGACUGAUCAGAGCCUGAAGGUACGGAGGUGCCGUUCCCCUCACUGCUCCAUAGGCAAGCACCAUGGUCUUGUAAUGGAUGCGAGCUUCAACUGGAAGCCAGUGGAGUGUGCGGAGGAGGGGGGUGACGUGAGAGAACUUGGGAAGGUUGAACACCAGACGGGCUGCGGCAUUCUGGAUGAGUUGUAGGGGUUUAAUGGCACAGGCAGGGAGCCCAGCCAACAGCGAGUUGCAGUAAUCCAGACGGGAGAUGACAAGUGCCUGGAUUAGGACCUGUGCCGCUUCCUGUGUAAGGCAGGGUCGUACUCUCCGAAUGUUGUAGAGCAUGAACCUGCAGGAUCGGGUCACCGCCUUGAUGUUAGCGGAGAACGACAGGGUGUUGUCCAGGGUAGAUGCCCAGCUCGGAGAGGGUGGAGAGGAGGAUCUGAUGGUUCACAGUAUCAAAGGCAGCAGACAGGUCUAGAAGGACAAGAGCAGAGGAGAGAGAGUUAGCUUUAGCAGUGCGGAGAGCCUCCGUGACACAGAGAAGAGCAGUCUCAGUUGAAUGACCAGUCCUGAAACCUGACUGGUUUGGAUCAAGAAGGUCAUUCUGAGGGAGAUGGCAAGAGAGUUGGCUAAAGACGGCACGCUCAAUAGUUUUGGAAAGAAAAUAAAGAAGGGAUACUGGGGACACAGGGAGUCAAAGGAUGCAGAAAGGGAGGAGAGGAGGGUUGAGGAGGCAGAAUCAGGAGAUUGGAGGGAGAAGGAUUGAGCAGAGGGAAGAGAUGAUAGGAUGGAAGAGGAGAGAGUAGUGGGAGAGAGAGAGCGAAGGUUGCGGCGGCGCGUUACCAUCUGUGUAGGGGCAGAGUGAGUAGUGUUGGAGGAGAGCGAGAGAGAAAAGGAUACAAAGUAGUGGUCGGAGACAUGGAGGGGAGUUGCAGUGAGAUUAGUAGAAGAGCAACAUCUAGUAAAGAUGAAGUCAAGCGUAUUGCCUGCCUUGUGAGUAGGGGGGGACGGUGAGAGGGUGAGGUCAAAAGAGGAGAGGAGUGGAAAGAAGGAGGCAGAGAGAAAUGAGUCAAAUGUAGACGUAGGGAGGUGGAAAUCCCCCAAAACUGUGAAGGGUGAGCCAUCCUCAGGAAAGGAACUUAUCAAGGCGUCAAGCUCAUUGAUGAACUCUCCAAGGGAACCUGGAGGACGAUAGAUGACAAGGAUAUUAAGCUUAAAUGGGCUAGUGACUGUGACAGCGUGGAAUUCAAAUGAGGAGAUAGACAGAUGGGUUAGGGGAAAAAUUGAGAAUGACCACUUGGGAGAGAUGAGGAUUCCUGUGCCACCACCCCUCUGACCAGAUGCUCUCGGGGUAUGCGAGAACACAUGGUCAGACGAGGAGAGAGCAGUAGGAGUAGCAGUGUUUUCAGUGGUAAUCCAUGUUUCCGUCAGCGCCAGGAAGUCGAGGGACUGGAGGGUAGCAUAGGCUGGGAUGAAGUCAGCCUUGUUGGCAGCAGAACGGCAGUUCCAGAGGCUGCCUGAGACCUGGAACUCCAGGUGUGUGGUGCGUGCAGGGACCACCAGGUUAGAGAGGCAGCAGCCACGCGGUGUGAGGCGUUUGUGUAGCCUGUGCGGAGAGGAGAGAACAGGGAUAGGCAGAGGCAUAGUUGACAGGCUGUAGCAGAUGGCUACAAUAAUGCAGAGGAGAUCGGAAUGAAAUGAACUAAACAUCUGGGAAAGGAGAGAGCAGGGCCUCCCUCACCAAAAAAAUACAACUCUCCCAACUUCCACCUCAGAAACUAUAAUUCUUUCACUGAACCACCCGAAUAAAACUCUCCCAACUUCCACUUUAGAAAUUAGAAUUGUUGUAAACUACAGCGGUUCAAUGUUUCAAGGAAUAGACUCAACUUACUUUAUUCAGCUAGCUAACUAUGACGCCAUAGCUAACUAGCAUGCUAGCAUCCAAUAACACACAGUUUAGCACCAAUACUUGGUUACAACAAACUACCAAUAGUGUGUUAACACACUAAACAGAUAAUUCGUGUCCGUGUCUAGUUCUUUCAUAACGCAGCAAUAAUUAAACGUUGGCUAGCUAGCACAAAGAUAUUGUAUUUAGCUACUACAGUACAGCUAGCUGGUAGUGUUGGCUAGCUAGCAAUGGCUGCUGUGUUGACUUUGUUUGAAAAACGGCGUCGCUGCGAACAAAUGUAGCUGGCUAAAAGGAUAUUGUAUUUAGUUGCUACCGUUGCUAAUAGCUACUCGCCAGCUAGUCCAGGAGGUGAGUUAGCUAGCUAGCUUCGUGCUACACCCGGCACCGUCGAAUACAAAAGUAACCUACAAUAACUACAUACAACAACUACCCACAACAGCCCACGAUGCCUACCUAUAAUACCUAAUAAUAUACAGCCCACGAUGCCUACCUAUAAUACCUAACUACAAUCUAAAUACAUAGUUUAAGCCUUACUCGACAAAGCCCAAGCUAUGUAUAAAGCCAAACUUACCCGACGCCAGCUGUCUGGGUGGCAGACUGCAAUCAGUAGCUGUAAUUAAGUACAGCAGCUACCAACCACCUAACGUUAAUGCCUCGGAUAAUGAGGUUAGAAAAACAGCUGAAUGGUAGGCAGCUAGCUGGCUCAAUCACAGGUACUCUUAAGCGUGAAAUAACAUUGGAAACAACUAACCACAGUUGCUAAAAGUUACCAGUAGCUACCUGCUAGCUAGCUAGCUUUGUUGGUCCAAGUAGUGGGUUAGCUAGCCUCGUGCUUCGCCGGGGUCCGCCGAAUACAAUGCAUGAAACAAGCAUGAACUGCUCGUUUCAAGUCCUGCCACAACAUCUCAAUUGGGAUUAGGUCUGGCCUUUGACUAGGCCAUUCCAAAACUUCCAAUUUGUUGCUUUUUAGCAAUUUUCAUGUAGACUUGAUUGUGUGUUUUGGAUCAUUGUCUUGCUGCAUGACCCAGCUGCGCUUCAGCUUCAGCUCACAGACAGAUGGUCUGACAUUCUCCUGUAGAAUUCUCUGAUACAGAGCAGAAUUCAUGGUUCCUUCUAUUAAGGCAAGUCGUCCAGGUCCUGAGGCAGCAAAGCAUCCCCAAACCAUCACACCACCACCACCAUGCUUGACCUUUGGUAUGAUGUUCUUACUGUGGAAUGCAGAGUUUGGUUUUCGCCAGGCAUUACUGGAACCAUGUCGUCCAAAAAGUUAUACUUUUGAAUCAUCUGUCCAUAGAACGUUCUUCCAAGAGUCUUGAUGAUCAUCCAGGUGCUUUUUGGCAAACUUGAGUCAACUUUUUGAACUACCGUUCAAAAGUUUGGGGUCACUUAGAAAUGUCCUUGUUUUCGAAAGAAAAGCAAUUUUUUUGUCCAUUACAAUAACAUCAAAUUGAUCAGGAAUACCGUGUAGACAUUGUUAAUGUUGUAAAUGGCUAUUGUAGCUGGAAACGGCUGAUAUUUAAUGGAAUAUCUACAGUUGAAGUGGGAAGUUUACAUACACUUAGGUUGGAGUCAUUAAAACUUGUUUUUCAACGACUCCACAAAUUUCUUGUUAACAAACUAUAGUUUUGGCAAGUAAUUUUUCCAACAAUUGUUUACAGACAGAUUAUUUCACUUAUAAUUCACUGUAUCACAAUUCCAGUGGGUCGGAAGUUUACAUACACUAAGUUCACUGUGCCUUUAAACAGCUUGGAAAAUUCUAGAAAAUGAUGUCAUGGCUUUAGAAGCUUCUGAUAGGCUAAUUGACAUCAUUUGAGUCAAUUGGAGGUGGACCUGUGGAUGUAUUUCAAGGCCUACCUUCAAACUCAGUGCCUCUUCGCUUGACAUCAUGGGAAAUCAAAAGAAAUCAUAUAUAAAUAAAUAUAUAUAUAUUUAUUUAUUAUUAUUAUUAUUGCAUUUUAAAUUCAAAUCACUUCCUGAAUUGACUGCUUUCAAUUGGAUUUGACCCCAACCCUGACUUGGAGAGACUCUGCUCCUUUAGAAGUCUCUGAUAUUUAUUAUGAUGUGUCAGUAAGAACCUCGACCUAUACACUAUCUUUUCAUUAUAACAAUUACAUCGCAUUAAAGAAACGGGCUAACCGUGGUGUAGCGCUAUAUGACUGGAUGUUAGCGUGCUGUUGUUGUUGUGCAGACUCAUCCUAAGUCACUUGUUCAUUACUCAACCUGUGGUUAUUGAUGCGUUUGUAGAUAAGACUGUAGGUUCCUUAUCACAUAGGCUUUUUAUUGUGAUAUGCAGAGAGGUGCAUGCUUAGCAAAAUAUCAUAGUAUAAAAGAUAACUCCCCUCACACAAUGUUACUUCAGUCAGCAAGCUAAGCAGAAGACACCUAUCUGGCCGUGUGUGAAGUUCUAUAAGGAGAGGUGCGCGCUCAGCCAAAGAUGCCUAUCUGACUGUGAUGGUGAGACUUCGUUUCCUUCUUUCAGCGUGUGCUACUUUCUUUUCCUCCUCUAAAGGAAAUGAACAGAAUGUGAAACGUUUAUCUCAUCUCCACAUCCAAGCUUCAUCUCACCUACAGGCUUUCAUUUAACAACACCUCACUUUCUCUGCUGUUAAUUUCCACACUAGUAUCUGCUAAACUACAGAUUCCAAUAGCUAAACGAUAGUGACGGCAAACAAUAAUAUUGGUUAAAUUAACCGAUUUCAACGGCUGUUAUUUCCAGGAAGGACCAGAACCUGCUGUCGACAGUGAACUGUUGGUACCUGGUUCUGAACCAGACAAGGAGAGAGAGCAGAGACCAUGCUACCCUCAGCGACCUCUACAACAACAACGUCAUCUUCCGCCUGGCACACGUCGGAGAGGAUGUCAUCAGACUCUUCAAAAAGGUCAGAGAGAUG
This is a messenger RNA of Coregonus sp. 'balchen', 8312 nucleotides long. The record is from the annotation of a GenBank genome assembly. Lineage: Eukaryota; Metazoa; Chordata; Actinopteri; Salmoniformes; Salmonidae.